CCCUCCGCCUUUAGUUCCUGGCGUCUGAGAGGAGAAAGAUGUAUCGUUUCCGUUCACGGGCAUCCACGGGGAUUUCUGCCGCUGCUACAGCUCUGCCUAUUACUUGCCUUUCUCAAUCACAUCCGUUGCCUCGGUCCGGGAAGCCGGCCUCACAAAGACGUUUUUAUAGUAAAAAGCGUUCCUGCUCUUCCAUCGGCUGAUUGUCCCUGCGACCUGGGCGAGGGGAAAAACAAAAGAAAAGGCCAGGCCGGCAACCGAGACCCCCCCACUGCGGGAGCGCCGGAAGGAAGCCGCGUGGAAGUUAUUACCGCUACAGCCCGCCGCCGCCGCCAUGCCGAAGUCUAGGCGCCGAGGAGCGGGGAACUCCCGCGGAACGCCAGGUGCCCAGCGCAGAAACAUGCAACCUUUUAGUGAUGAAGAUGCAUCUAUUGAAACUAUGAGCCAUUGUAGUGGCUUCAGUGAUCCUGCUAGCUUCACUGAGGAGGUGCCUGAAGUGGAUGAGGAAGCAACCCAUGAAGACUUUGAGUAUAAACUGAAGGGAUUCAUUGACCUUACAUUGGACAAGAGUGCAAAGACAAGGCAGUCAGCCCUUGAAAGUCUCAAAAAUGCCCUAGCAUCAAAAAUACUGUAUGAUUUCAUCCUGGAGCGGAGAAUGACAUUAACUGAUAGCAUUGAACGCUGUAUCAAGAAAGGAAAGAGUGAAGAACAGCGCGCAGCAGCAGGGCUGGCAUGUCUGCUUUGUGUGCAGCUGGGGUCAGGAAUUGAAAGUGAGGAAGUCUUUAAAACCCUUGCACCAGUUCUAAAGAAGAUACUUUUGGAUGGGUCAGCAAGUAUUCAGGCUAGGCAAGCUUGUGCCACCUGCUUGGGAGUCUGUUGCUUUAUUGCCACGGAUGAUAUUACAGAGUUAUAUUCAACUAUGGAGUUCCUGGAAACUAUCUUCACAAAAUCCUAUCAGAAGGAGAGGAAUUCAAAUGGGGUUCCUAGCACCCAGAAUACAGUUCUUCACAUCAGCGCUCUUUUGGCAUGGACUCUGCUGUUGACCAUCUGCCCAAUGAAUGAAGUGAAGAAAAAACUUGAAAUGCAUUUGCAUAAAUUUCCCAUCUUGCUGUCCUGUGAUGAUGUGAACAUGAGGAUUGCUGCUGGGGAAGCUCUGGCUCUGCUGUUUGAAUUAGCACGAGAAGCAGAUGAGAAUUUCUUCUACGAAGAUAUGGAGCUUCUGACACAGAAAUUGAAGGCUCUGGCUACAGAUGGGAAUAAACACCGUGCAAAGGUAGACAAAAGGAAACAGCGAUCUGUCUUCAGAGAUGUUUUACGAGCUGUGGAGGAACAUGAUUUCCCUACAGAAACAGUCAAAUUUGGGCCAGAGCGUAUGUACAUUGACUGCUGGGUCAAAAAGCAAACCUAUGAUACUUUCAAGGAAAUUUUAGGAUCUGGGAUGCAAUUUCAUUUACAGUCCAAUGAGCUUCUGCGAAAUGUCUUCGAACUUGGACCACCACUGGUGCUUGAUGAAGCAACUAUUAAAACCAUGAAGAUACCUCGUUUUGAAAGGCACCUGUACAACUCGGCUGCAUUCAAAGCUCGGACAAAGGCUCGAAGCAAAUUUCGUGAUAAAAGGGCAGAUGUAGGUGAAGUGUUCUAAAGCAGCUGUUAAACACCUUUAGCUUUUGUUAAAUCUAAUUUUUAUGAAGUGUAAUCCCAUUAUUUAAAGUGAAAAGGCUUUUUAAUUGUCUGUAUCUCUUAUGAAUUUGUAUAGUAAUUGAUGUAAUGUUAAUUGCGUAGAUGGCUAUGUAGAGUAUAUAGGUUACAAUGUGGGAGAAUUAGGAGGGCAGAUUCUAACACUAGUAGGCAAGACUGGCUCUUGAAUAAUUCCUACAUCAUUAUUAGUCACAUGGUGCUGAGGCCUGUUUUGAUACAAACCAUUGUUUUUAGCAAUGUGAUGGAAUGGGUGGGAAAUGCUAAGAACAAUACACUGGGAUAAACAUGCCUCUUAACAGGCUGCUAUUAAGAAAUAUUUUAAAAUAAAACAUCUAGGCUUUGGCAAUGACGGUGUGCCAUGAAGGGGACCCUCAACUUUAGCUAACAUUGACAGUGACGUAGAACUUGGAUGUUCAAAGAAAUGUUACACUCAAUAUGCUGAAAUUUGGAUAAUAAAAUACUUCUCUGUAAAAGCUA
Messenger RNA from Pogona vitticeps (central bearded dragon), 2172 nucleotides. RefSeq names its product interferon related developmental regulator 1 (gene IFRD1). The record is from RefSeq and is a predicted model, not a curated record. Gene Ontology annotation, cellular component: nucleus. NCBI's taxonomy places the organism in Eukaryota, Metazoa, Chordata, Lepidosauria, Squamata, Agamidae.